AUGGUUUUAUCUGCAGUCACCUUGGCUAUCGGCCUAUAUCUUGGCCAGCUUUCAUCAUUCACAUUCGCGAAUAGCUUGUCAGCUAGACAAAGCCCAGCAGACCCCCAGGCUUUGAAAGGCGGCGCACUCGGCCGCCGGACUUACGACAUUUAUUACUCAAACCCCUGGCUCCCGAGAAAAGACUACGGCUACAAGUAUGAUGGGCACUCGGGAAAGGAUGACAACAAGUAUGGCUCCGGAAAGGGAUACUACAGUUAUGGACAGGGCUCGUAUGACUCUGGGAAGGGCUCGGACGGCUCGGGCAAGGAGUACGAUUCGGACAAGAAGAGUUAUUAUGAUGAUGGAGCCGGCAAGAAUGAGGUCGGCUACAACAAGCAAAACUCUGGGAAGAAAGAUUACGAGUCGGAUUCCUACAACCCAUACUACAAGUACGACGAUUCCGGAAACAAAUACGAUGCCGGAAAGGACUAUGACUCGGGAAACAAAUACGGCUCGGGGAAGUACGAUUCCGGAUACUCCUCCGACUCGGAAAACAAGCACGGCUCCGAUGACAAGUAUCCCGACAAGUAUCCCGGCAAGUCCGACGAUAAGAAGGACGCCAAGGACGCCGGGAAAGGUUAUAAGGGGGACGGUCAAUACGAUGACAAGGACACAUCAUCCGAAUACCAGAAAGAUUCCGGCAAGAAAAACGACUCGGAUGAUGACAAGAAGAACAACGAUUACAACCAGUACUCGAAAGAUGGAUCGCAAAAUUACGACAAGGAGAAAGACCCAUACAGCUAUGGAAAGGACGAAGACUCCAAGAAAGACGGUACGGGUUACUCCCGCGUCUAG
This is a messenger RNA of Puccinia triticina, 834 nucleotides long. RefSeq lists its product as uncharacterized. The record is from RefSeq and is a predicted model, not a curated record. Lineage: Eukaryota; Fungi; Basidiomycota; Pucciniomycetes; Pucciniales; Pucciniaceae. The transcript has 3 exons. The coding region runs from base 1 to 834 and encodes 277 amino acids.